UCGUCGAGUGGACCGAAUAAAUUUUUUGUCUGCAACUCGAACAGCUUUGAGUCUUUACUCGCUCGACAAACAUUUGUUCGCAUAUCCAGAACGCGUUUCAGUUGCCUUCAUGCAUGGCUAUGUUUUUAAUAUUAUCUAACUAGCAUUAUAGCACACACAGACAAUUCUCUGUUAAAUCUAUCAAAUCAAAAUUAUAAAAUUGUUUUUCAGGAAGCUGAGACUUACCGCUAACUCAAAGCUUUAAAUGACUGUAGUAAUUAAGUGAAUAUACAAAUUAAACAAAGUGAGAUGCGAUGCAAGUGCCACAAGUGCAGCGGUACUCUGGGAAGUUCUGGGAAGUUCCUGUUCGUGUCAAAGGUACACAGCGAGUGUAAAUGCAGCAAGUGCUUGAAAGAUAAAUAACAAAAUGUUGGAAGUGGACAAAAUCUUGGAAAAAUGCGGCGAUUUUGGUCGGAUGCAGCUGAUCAUACUAAUACUCACUAGUCUGCUUAAUGUGAUCUUGGCCAUGCAUUACGAAUCUGAAACGAUAAUCACUUAUGUGCCAAUCUUUUGGUGUGCUGAUGGUCUAGACUCGGGGGCAGCACCACCAAAUAUAUCCAACUGCCAUCCACUGCAAACUAAUUCGACUAACUAUAGCUCUUGCAAACACUACAAAUAUGAGUCAUACAUGGGCUAUCAUAGUUUCGUCAGUGAAACCGACUGGAUAUGCGAUGAUAUGUGGAAACUGAACGUGGGAAGCGCACUGUACUCUUUGGGUUCCUUGUUAGGCACCCUUGUUCUGGGCUAUAUGGGGGACAGAGUGGGUCGGCUGCCCGCUCUUAUUUUGGCCAAUCUCAUUUCAAUGGUUGGCAACUUUUUGACAAUCUUUGGUACCAGUCUGUUCACUUUUUGUAUAUUUCGAAUUAUUAAUGGCUUCGCCACUGACACCAACUAUUCAAUGAUGUACAUUUUGCUUGUGGAACAUAUACGUCCUUCUUUGCGCACAAUUUGCCUGAGUAUCACUGUCGGCAUCUUUUACUGCUUGGGCGCGAUAAGUGCACCUUGGAUGAGCCUGCUAUUGGGCACCUGGCGUAGUUUCCUACUUUUCAGCUCGAUCCCAUUAAUAAUAGUGCCCUUCUUUUAUUUCAUUGUGCCGGAAAGCGUACAAUGGCUGAUCUCAAGGCGAAAAUAUAACCAGGCUGUAGCGUCCCUGAGGCGUGUGGCUAAGAUCAAUGGUCACCAAAUAGAAGACAGCGUUUAUGAAGAAUUCAUUAUGAACUGCAAAUUAAGUCAGCAAAAUAAUAAGAUCGACCCAAAUCUGCUGCACCUCUUCAGGACGCAGCGCCUACGCCGCAUCCUUUUAAUAUUGGCGUUCGAAAUGGCCGUCAUUUCCUUUUCUCACUUUAUCAUCACACGUAAACUAUAUACUAGUAGUAGGUUUUCGUACUUUGCUUGGAGAUCGAUUGGAAACACCACAAUUCUGCCUGCUUGGCUGAUAGCCUUAGCUUUUCAAGAUAUCAUCGGACGCAAGGCAAUGAUUGCCACAUCGCUAAUCUGCUGUUGCUUUUUUACCUUGAUGACGAACAUCGGUCUAUUUGAUGGCGCUUCCACCACUGAUCGCACCAGCACAUUACAGAUAAUGUUUUCAUUGACUGGGAUUUGUUUUUGUAACGUUGCCUUUAACACGGCCUCUUUGUACGCUGUGGAGCUGUUGCCAACAUGUGUGCGUGGCCAGGGAGAUGCCGCUGUAGAUAUUUUUGGCAGAGUGGUCCAAUUGAUUUGUGCCUAUGUUCUUAACGUGAAUGCUACGUUCUCGCCGCUUCCGGAAAUUAUUUUGGUUGUGCUCACUUUGCUGUCCGCCUGCUUGAGCCUGCUGCUGCCGGAGACAACUAAUCAUACGCUGCCCUGUUCACUGGAGGAUAGCGAGGAGCUUGGAAUUGACGAGCACUGGUACACAUUUCCGUGCAUAAAAAAGGGCAUGUAGUCGGUAACAAAACGCGCUAUUAACUUAUAACUCCGUUAUUUGAAAUGGAAGGGCUUGAUGAAUUCUCGGCACCAUGAAAUAUUAUAAAUGGAAGUAAAGUAGGGAAGUAUUCUAUUCCGAAGUUAGGUAUACAAAAUAGGGCCUAUUUUAUUUCGUUUUGCAAACGAAGUAGAAUAUAUAAAUUUGAUUAUAUAUCUUAACUCGUUUUCAAUACGAAAUAAGAUAUGUAACUAUAUAGACCACCAACCAAAAUUUAUAUUUUAUCACAAAAAUUGUACUGUAGUCGUUCCACACAAAUUCGAUUACCAUAAAAAAUUGACCAGCAAUUGCCACUAAAAAUUAGGGCAAAUGAUA
Messenger RNA from Drosophila montana, 2317 nucleotides. Its product is annotated as organic cation transporter-like protein. Gene Ontology annotation, biological process: transmembrane transport. Gene Ontology annotation, cellular component: membrane. Bases 407 to 1963 code for a protein of 518 amino acids. The transcript has 5 exons. Lineage: Eukaryota; Metazoa; Arthropoda; Insecta; Diptera; Drosophilidae. Gene Ontology annotation, molecular function: transmembrane transporter activity. The record is from RefSeq and is a predicted model, not a curated record.